AUGAAGAACAUUUCAAGUAUCACUACACUUAAGCUUGCUGGAUUUGAAGAGUUUAAUAAUUAUAGGUAUUUUUAUUUUAUAUGUUGCCUUUUAGGAUACUUACUAAUAGUCUUUAUCAAUGUUUUGCUUAUUGUUGUAAUAAUCUUCGAUCAGAAUUUGCAUGCACCUAUGUAUGCCUUUAUAUGUAAUCUAGCUUUAAAUGGACUAUAUGGCAGUUCUGUACUAUUUCCUCAAGUUGUAGCUUAUAGCAUAUCUGAAUCUAACAUUAUUUCAUAUGCUGCUUGCUUUAUACAGAUGUUUUUUGUAUAUUCAUAUUCAUAUAAUGAACUUGUAUUCUUGGCUAUAAUGGCUUAUGACCGUUAUGUUUCCAUCUGCAAUCCUUUAAGAUAUUACAGCAUAUUAACAAAGGCUAAAACUCUAACAUUGGUAAUAUUGUCAUGGAUAUAUUCUGCCUGUUUUGCAGUGGCAUUUCUUUGUCUAAGCCUAAGACUUCCUUUGUGUGAUAAAUACAUACCAAAUAUAUUUUGUGAUAAUGCAGCUAUUGUCAAGCUGUCAUGUGUAGAUACAUCUUUUGAUGACGUGUUUCAGUCUUGGAUAGCUGUGGUUAAUAGUGGACUCAUGCUUAUUGGAAUACUAUGCAGCUAUGUUCAGAUUUUCAAAGUAUGUAAAAAAUCUUCAGAAGGUACAGUGAGAAAAGCAUUCCAUACAUGUAUUACACAUAUGGUAGCUGUAUGCAUAUUCCUGAUAUGCGGAGUGUUUAAAUUUUUCCAGAGGACCGUGAAUAAAGAAAGCAACUCAAUCAUUGUGCACAUCUUGUUUUCAGCAGGGCAUUUUAUAUUUCCUCCCCUUUUGAAUCCAAUCAUCUAUGGAAUUAGGACUCAGGAAAUAAGGAAUGUCAUAAAAAAAAUUAUCACUAGAAAAAUGAAUAAGUUUAAUUAA
Molecule: messenger RNA, 939 nt
Organism: Protopterus annectens (West African lungfish)
Lineage: Eukaryota; Metazoa; Chordata; Ceratodontiformes; Protopteridae
Product: olfactory receptor 4E1-like
Exons: 1
Coding region: 1-939 (312 amino acids)
Biological process (GO): G protein-coupled receptor signaling pathway
Cellular component (GO): membrane
Molecular function (GO): G protein-coupled receptor activity; olfactory receptor activity
Source: RefSeq, a predicted model, not a curated record